UAUUCCGUAAGUCGACCAACGUGUCCUGACUGAAUGUAAAACACCCACAAAACUAUUUUUAUAAAAUAAAAUAAAAACCUUGGCAAAUCAUUAGCACAUACUUGAAGACAUCAUGACUACAAGGGGGAAGAAGGGUCAUAAAUACACUUUGGCAUUAAUGGUGACCUCUGCAGCUAUUGGGGGAACACUACAGUAUGGAUACAACCUGGCCAUAAUGAAUGCACCUACUGUUUUCAUUCAAAAGUUUGUCAAUGAGACAUUUCAGGAGAGAUGGGGAAUACAGUUGGGGGUUUAUGAGGUCACUCUGAUAUGGACCUUUAUAGUGUCUAUUUUCUCAUUGGGCGGCUUUAUUGGAGCCCUGAUAGCAGGGCCAAUGUCUGUCCGUUUCGGGAGGAAGAAGACUAUGUUGCUGAACAAUGUGUUUCUUAUAUCAAGUUCACUGCUUGCAUUGCUGAGCCGAACUGCAAAGUCAGUUGAGAUGAUUAUCAUCUCCAGAUUUUUGGUUGGCAUAAAUGCAGGCAUCAGUAUGAAUGUACAGCCCAUGUAUUUUGGUGAAAGUGCACCGAAGCACUUACGAGGAGCUGUGUCUCUGUCCUCAGCUGUCUUCACUUCAUUUGGACUGGUGUUGGGACAGGUGGUCAGUCUGAGUGAGGUGUUAGGUGGUGAGCCGUGUUGGCAGUACUUAUUGGCCAGUAAUGCUAUCCCAGGCUUCAUCCAACUCCUCACCUUGCCCUGGUUUCCAGAAAGUCCCCGCUACCUCCUCAUUGACUGUGGAGACAAAGAGGCCUGCCUAAUGGCACUGCGGCGUCUGCGAGGCUGUGAGGUGCAGAGAGAAGAGCUGGAUGAGAUUCUGCAGGAACAGAAUGAAACCAAGGGAGAACGUGCCAAACAGCCGUGGGAGCUCUUCACUGACCGCAGCGUUCGCUGGCAGCUCAUCUCUGUGGCAGUCUUGAGCAGUGCAAUGCAACUGUGCGGUAAUGACUCGAUUUACUUCUAUGCGUCAUAUGUGUUUCAAGAAGCGGGAAUAUCUGCAGGACAAAUCCAAUAUGUGACCAUUGGCACCGGGAUGUGUGAAUUCACAGCUUGCAUUCUGUGUAACUUAUUGAUAGAGAGGCUGGGUAGGAAGCUGAUGUUAAUGGGCGGCUAUGUUCUCAUGGCAGGAUGGGCUGUAGUCUUCACUGUGGCUCUUUCACUUGAGAGUAUGGUUACCUGGAUGCCUUACCUGAGCAUGACCUGCAUCUUCACCUACAUUCUGAGCUUUGGAAUGGGACCAGCUGGGGUGACUGGAAUCCUUCCAACAGAGAUUUUUAACCAGACAGCGCGUCCUGCUGCCUACAUGACCGCUGGAUCUCUAAUGUGGCUGAACCUCUUCAUUAUCGGGAUGAUCUUCCCUUUCCUUGUGAGCGGUUUAGGACAGUAUUGCUUUGUGCCAUUUGGGGCUGUAUGCCUCCUGACUGCUUCAUUUAUUCAGAUGGUUCUACCUGAAACCAAGGGAAAGACCAUAGCGAUGAUCACUAAAGAAUUUUACAGACUCAACUACCGUGGACACGUCAAAAUGGAUCCAGAAGUAGUACAAGCCCAGUACCAACUAGGGGAAGUCUUUCACUCCACUGCCUUAUAGUGUGUUAAACAUCAGCUAAAUUAAUAUUUUUAGAAGAAUAUCUUUAAGAUUAUGCCUUAAUUGUUCUUCAUCCCACGGUGAGUUUACAUCUUGUCAUGUUCAUUUUUAUAUGUAUUACUUGC
Molecule: messenger RNA, 1743 nt
Organism: Megalobrama amblycephala (Wuchang bream)
Lineage: Eukaryota; Metazoa; Chordata; Actinopteri; Cypriniformes; Xenocyprididae
Gene: slc2a11a
Product: solute carrier family 2 member 11a
Exons: 13
Coding region: 113-1621 (502 amino acids)
Biological process (GO): monosaccharide transmembrane transport
Cellular component (GO): membrane
Molecular function (GO): hexose transmembrane transporter activity
Source: RefSeq, a predicted model, not a curated record